GCUUUCCGUAGUUUCCGGAAGUGUGCUGCUGCAGUGUGUUGUUGUUUCCCUGCGCCGCUGCUUCUCCUCAACAUAUUCACUGUUUACCGUGGACUAAAAUAACCUCUCAAAAUGUCUGGAGGAACCACUCUGGAGAACGCUAACCCGGUGAUCUUCCAGCGGUCCGGAGAGAGGCUUCUGGCGGACACAGACGCGGAUGAAGACGUCCAUGAUCCCAUCGACGAUAGAGAGAUCUUCGAUCUGAUCCGAUCCAUCAACGACCCGGAGCAUCCUCUGUCUCUGGAGGAACUCAAUGUGUUGGAGCAAGUCCGAGUAAAGGUUAAUGAUGCAGAGAGCAGUGUGGACGUCCAGUUCACUCCCACAAUCCCCCACUGCAGCAUGGCAACGCUCAUCGGUCUGUCAAUCAAAGUGAAGCUGCUACGCUCCUUGCCCGAACGGUUCAAAAUUGAUGUCAGCAUUACACCCGGGACGCACGCCUCAGAGGAAGCAGUGAACAAGCAGCUGGCGGACAAAGAGAGAGUGGCAGCAGCGUUGGAGAACUCCUCUCUGCUGGAGGUGGUCAACCAGUGCCUCACCAACAAGAGCACCUGAGCAGCCAAUCAGCUCUGUCCUCUCGCGCUUUCACCGACUCAUCAGCCAAUCGGGUUUGACGACACGGAGGCAGCAAAUCAAAGUCCAGAUCCUACAGAGUUCAUUCAUUAAUCGCCCAACAGGAAACUCUUUUUUUGAGUGUGUACACCUGAAGGGAGAGCACACUGUUUAUCAUCAUGCAGGAUAUUUUGGACACGGUUUAUACUUUUAUUUGUGGAUUUUGUGGUGUUUUAUAUUAUUAAAUAUGUAUUCUAAAAUGUGCAAUGAAUCUGUCUUAUAACAGUAUUUGGACCCAAGAUCUGCCGCCACAAUCCUCGCCUGUAUAUAAUAUCCAUGCUUUUGGAAUUUUAUGAUAAUUGUACAGAUCAGAAAUUAAAAUGAAAUAAUGAAGA
Molecule: messenger RNA, 983 nt
Organism: Trematomus bernacchii (emerald rockcod)
Lineage: Eukaryota; Metazoa; Chordata; Actinopteri; Perciformes; Nototheniidae
Gene: ciao2b
Product: cytosolic iron-sulfur assembly component 2B
Exons: 5
Coding region: 112-591 (159 amino acids)
Biological process (GO): iron-sulfur cluster assembly
Cellular component (GO): cytosolic [4Fe-4S] assembly targeting complex
Source: RefSeq, a predicted model, not a curated record